AUGUGGCGCCUGAAGCCAAGCGAGAUCUUGCCCGACGAAAAUGCGAUUCGCGCCAUGAUCAAGCCUGAGGAGGUCAGUCUUCUGGAUGCCAUGCAGCUGGGAAUCAAGGAGCUCGAGGACGCCGGCUACGAUCCCCGAAAUGCCAACAUUGACGAUGACGUCAUGGACAUGGAUGCUGAAGAAGACGACGAGGAUGAGGGCGGAAGCAAGGCGCCCAAGGGCGCCAAGAAGCCUGGCGAAAAGCAGGAAGAGACACUUGCCGACAAGAUGGCACCUUGGAAAACUACAAAGGCCUUCAUCGACGCCUGUGCGCAAAAGGCCAUGCUCCAGCUGCACGGCGAGGGUGACCCGACUGGACACGGCCUCGGCUUCAGUUUCAUCCGAACGUCCAUGAAGGGAGGGUACAUUGAGGCUGUUCAGGGCCCGUUGGCCACGUCGGCCGACGCCAUGGAGCGUGAGAAGCGCGCUAACGGCGGCCACGCCUAUAACGUCAAGAAGCAACAAGCAAUGUACGAGGAGGGCAUCAAGGAGAUUUGGGAGAAGCAAAAGGCAACGCUGUCCGACGCCCGGGAGCACGACGACAAGGACGUGGCAGUCACGGAAGACGAGGAUGAUCGAUUCAACGUUCACGCCGCCGCGACGCCGGCGCAAUUCGACGACGGCACCAGCCAAAUUAGUGGCUUCACAUCGGCUAGUCGCCAUGUCAAGAAAGCCAUCCGCAUCACGAGAGAGGUCCGCCUGCAGGACGGGUCGACGCAGACGCGAACCGAGGUCGUCCACGAUCCCGUCGUCAUCUCGCAGUAUAUGAAGCGGCGAACCGAGGCAGACUUGGAACUUAAGGAGGCGCUUCACAAGUGGGCGUGCCUGGGUCACACGCAUCUCGGCCCCAAGAGACGACAAGUGCCGUCUCCAGGCGCUGUUGCCGACUACGUUGGGUUGGAGUUACGAGCACCUGCUUACGUCUACCUCUCCACAGCAUCUACAGCUCCCGGCCUACGGGCAAUGCCGACCAUGACCGCCUUGCGGGCAUUAGAAUCAAAAAAGUUCUGGAAGGAAUACGGAGUACCGCAGGAAUGA
This is a messenger RNA of Metarhizium album ARSEF 1941, 1077 nucleotides long. Its product is annotated as transcription factor TFIID complex subunit Taf111. Gene Ontology annotation, cellular component: transcription factor TFIID complex. Lineage: Eukaryota; Fungi; Ascomycota; Sordariomycetes; Hypocreales; Clavicipitaceae. The coding region runs from base 1 to 1077 and encodes 358 amino acids. Gene Ontology annotation, biological process: RNA polymerase II preinitiation complex assembly; transcription by RNA polymerase II. Gene Ontology annotation, molecular function: RNA polymerase II general transcription initiation factor binding; RNA polymerase II general transcription initiation factor activity; histone acetyltransferase activity. The record is from RefSeq and is a predicted model, not a curated record. The transcript is spliced from 3 exons.